CAUACCCGAAUUCCUUUUCAACCUGGGUACCAAAAGACCCUGCGAACAGCGCUCUUGAGAGGUACGCUCAUACUAUCAUGGCUGGAAUGAGAGUGGGCGGCAAGAGGUAUGGUGCUUUGAAGAUUGACACAAGCUGCCCGGCUGCGGGGUAAAUGCGUACCGGUUAUGUGUGCUACAAUAGUGGACGGUCGAUUGGGAGGUAUAAAUCAAAGACUGCCGUUGUUACUGCACAUUCAACCGGCUCCGAAUCUUCCCUGAACAUGUAUAUCUCGUUACCUAACGACCAUCCUAGAAUAAGUAUUUAAAGUAUCAGCAGUCGGUCACCAAGUCCCAAGACCAAACCUCACACAACACGGUUGUAAAACACCUUGUCUCCCUCUUGACCACAUUCUAUGGAAGGCAAAGUCUACGCCCUAACCGGCGCAACCGGCGGCAUCGGCCUCGCCCUCGCCAAACUUCUCGCCUCCCGCGGCGCCAAAGUCAGUCUGGCCGACAUAUCCCAAGCUCAACUCGACAAGGCCGCCGAAGCCGUCAAACAUGCCUCCACGGCAGACUACACCGACAGCAUCUUCACGCAAACCUGCGAUGUCCGGGACGCCUCGCAGAUUCAAGCCUGGUUGAGAUCGACGGUAGAUAAGUUUGGGAAGCUGGACGGCGCGGCGAAUUUGGCUGGUGUGUUCAGUCGAGCGAGUGUUGAGGAGCAGCAGUUGGGGGAGUGGGAGAGGGUGAUUAGUAUCAAUCUGACUGGCACGAUGCUUUGUAUACAAGCCGAGUUCGAAGUCUUGUCCAAAGGCGGGAGCAUAGUAAACGCAACCUCUAUCGCCGGUAUUCGCGGCUCGGCUGGGUGUUUCGCUUACUGCGCCAGCAAACACGGUGUCGUGGGUCUGACACGCGUGGCCGCGCUCGAGGGGAAGGAUAAAGGGAUCCGGGUUAAUGCCAUUGCGCCAGGGUACGUCGACACAGCCAUGCUUGAUCAAGCGCUCGAGACGACCACGCCGGAGGAUGCGGCAAAGGCGAUCGGUGCUCUGCCCGUUCCGAGGAAGGCGGACCCGAUGGAGGUGGCCAAGCUGAUCGCGUUUCUGCUUAGUGAUGAAGCGAGCUAUAUCACUGGGGCGAUCUACUCAAUCGAUGGCGGAAUGAAUGUGUGAUGGUACAGAAGGCGGAAGCCACCAUUCCUGUGUGUUGGAGGCAUUUUGCAACCGUAACACCA
Molecule: messenger RNA, 1210 nt
Organism: Baudoinia panamericana UAMH 10762
Lineage: Eukaryota; Fungi; Ascomycota; Dothideomycetes; Mycosphaerellales; Teratosphaeriaceae
Exons: 3
Coding region: 393-1148 (251 amino acids)
Molecular function (GO): oxidoreductase activity
Source: RefSeq, a predicted model, not a curated record